CAAUAACUAUGGAGGCUUUUAUAAAUUCUUCUAUGGAUGGAGGCCCUCUCAAGAUACAUAUGAUGCACAAUUCCACUUGUAAUGGAUAAGCGUGAUACAGAUUCAAGCACCAGAGGACACAGUCUUAAGGGCAAUUCAAGAGUUGAUUCAAAUUACGGUUCAUUAGAACAGCUUGGAGAAGAAGGAAGUAGUAGCUCCAUAUCUUUAUCUGCCUCAUUUAGUGAUUCUACAGACGAAAUUGACACAACAAGCAUAAGCCAGGGCAGUCUCUGUAUGCCUUCUGAUAAAAGAAGACGCAAACGUGACAAAAUCAAAGCAUGUUUGCGUAAACUCAAAUAUCUCAUACCGUCCACAACGGAGAGCAAGAAGGAAUCAGGUACGGUGUUUGCCCUGAGGCAAGCACUGAGUCAUAUCAAACAAUUGCAAGGCGCUGCGGAUACUGGUGCAAAAUUCUCGAUCAAAAUAGACGAAAUUCAGGAAAUCGUCGAAACGAAGCAAGGUGCCAGUGCCAGUGGUACAAAUAACUGUGUGUUAGCAGUUCACCAAGGAACAAUCCUGCUAUGUUCCACCCAGCUGGAACAACUCUUGGGUUAUCCUAAGGACUACCUCUGCAACCAUUCAUUCAGUGCCCUUGUACAUCACCGAGAUGAGCAGACCGUAUCAUUCAGCGUCCAGGGACCCAAGAGCUCCAGCGAUGAGGAAGCUGUGGAUGAAGGACUGGCAAUGGCUGAAGGACCAAGGGAAAUAUACUUCCGAAUGCAGUGUUUCAAGGGGUUACGCCAUGGGUUCAGUGUCACAAACAGCGAAUAUCUCACGCUGCUCGCAACCAUCACGCUCGCGACAAAAACGGUUGAGCAAAAAUCAGAAUUUGAUGAUGCCGAGACGAAAAAGAAGACGUAUGCGUAUUACAUCUUUAACUGUUCAGAAGUAAAGCCUGCCUACAAAAUUCCAAUGGAGGUUCCAGACUUGGCUAUCUUCAGCACACGACACAGUAUAUACUGCCUAUACACCUACAUGCAUCCGAGCUCGAUCCGGUACUUAGGAUUUCUACCGUCAGACAUUGAGAAUACAUCCAUCUUUAAUCUUUACCAUCCAAAUGAUAUGAUGCACCUCUACAAUAUGUAUGAGGAAGUUAUUAAGGCAGGUGUCAGUGCAACCCGCAGCAAACCGUAUCGACUCCGAGUUAAAAAUAACGACUACAUUAUGGUGGAGACAACUUGGUCAUGUUUUGUCGAUCCUUGGACCAAGAAACUGGAAUUCCUUGUCGGACAGCACAAGGUUCUACAAGGUCCUCAGCACCUGGACAUCUUUUCAAGACGUUCAAGCACUGGUGUUCCUGAUAGCGUGGAAGUAGAAUAUUUCAGGAAGAAAAUCAAGGAUCUAUUUGUGGUGGCUGGUAAAAGUAUCGUCGCUGCCCAGAAGUUGAUUGAAAAUGUCCAAGCACCAGUCCUUGCUCAACCACCAGCUGAUGAUGCGAGAACAUUGGACUCAAAUAGCCCACUGGAACUACAAGCAGAAGAUGAUUUGGAGGACAUGUCGGGCGGUGUUACGAGGGUGACUGCCAGCUACAAUCAAGUCAGCUACUCGCAAAUCAUCAGAAAUUUCCUGAUGACGUGUCCCCAGACUGUCUUUGACCCCGAGAUACCCACCAUCAGCAUGAUCAGUAAGAAGCUCCUGAGCACGACGGCGAAAGGAGUCCAUUAUGAUGAGAAUACACGUGUGCCUGUCGCUAAUCUUUCCACGGUGAAACCACCUAGUUUCUGUAGCAGUACUAAGGCACUGUUAUCGGAGCCGGAACCAAUGAGUCCAAAUCCUGCAAAAGAGAUGGACCCCUUGGAUGAGACAGUCCCCCAAGGUGGCAAGGUCUACAAGCCAAAAAAACUUACAAAAACUGCUCUCAUGCGCCACACCAAAACACAGGAGCAGUUUUUCCUCCAGCAGAUGGCUACAGCAGAAGCAAAAGAAUUAAUGCGUAUGCCGGAACCUCGUGAAAAUAUCAAGGCUGGUACUAAGCGCCCUCUGGAAUCGGAUGAGUGUCAACAUGGGACAGCGAAACGAGUGCGUGGUUUGGAGCCCCCGCCAGCAGCCACGGCCACCUCAAGCUGGGACUACCAGCCAAUCAUGGAGUACAGCGAAAUGGAUUUUUCCGCAAGUCAAUAUGGGAACGUCGCGACCGGUCCUCAGGAUUUCCACCAUCUUAGCUGCAGCCAGCGCAUGAUGGGCUUGUCCCAGAAUCCACCACGUGCACGUCUACAUGGAGGGAAGGUAACGCCAUCCCAUCUUUCCCUCUCACCAGACGAAAUUACGGAUAAUACGUUUAAUGAAUCGCUUGUGUCAGUUGGUGGAGGAUUGUCCUCAUCUCAUUACACAGAGGGAUUGUCUGACCCAGAUAUCUCCGUCUCCUCCAGUCUAUUCUCGCUCCCGUCGAGGAUCAAAAGGAUUGAGGUAGGUCAGGAUGAAGGUGGAUGUAUGGCCAAGCCAUUGUACUGGCCGGGGCGCAUCAUGUCGGUGCCUGCCUGGCUCAUGAUACAGAACUGGAAUGAGAGUUCCAUUCAAGGAUACAAGUUGCCAGUACAGGACAUGAAGACGGUGUUGCUCAAGGAUAGUCAGUGGUUGGACUGCUCAGUCCAGUCGGACUACGUCGGUAAACAGCUCAAUACUGCAAUUGGUGAAUGCAAGGCUGUUGUGAAUGACUCCGAACAAUUCUUCCUGUUUGAGCCGUACCAGUUACCAAUGUUGAAGGACAUAGAACUCAGCACCACGAGCUGUAGCAGUUAUGAGAUGAAAGACAAACAACAUCAAUUGAAACACAAAAUCAAACGAUCGCGGUCGAAAAAUGAUCUGAAGGUGAAUAAAGUCAAACUAGCACUGAUCAAAAAAGCCAAGGAAGAAAAACUGUGCGCAGCGAAGCCACUUGGGUUGGUUGAUGGAGAGAAAUGUGAUUCAGGAGAGAUGUCUGGAAAGUGUGAUUCUGGUUUGGGAACAGGCGAACGCAGCAUGAGAAACUCGCCAUCUUUCAGUGAACAGGCAAAAUAUGCUAAGGGAAGGGAGGCCGACAUCAAAGAGUGCACAUCGGUUGAAAAACCGCCGAAAAGUGUUUCGCCGAAUACUGAGAGUAAGUGUGAGACGGAAUCAAAUUCAUCGAAUAAUGAUCGUGAGUCUACGGCAUCUGGAAACGACCAUGAUUCCAGUUGUGGGAAUGAUCAGGACUCUAAUACAUCAAGCAAUGAGCGCGAUUUGAAUGACCCCGAUCGCAGUUCCUCGCCGAGCAAUAGUAAAGGUGAGGGUGACUCGGACAUUUCCAGCGGUAUCACGCCGAGCGACCAGCGCAGCACUGGUGAGGUCAAUAGCUCGUUGAAGGAGUCGGACGGCGUCUCGAGCAAAGAGUCGGGCAGUACCCAUUCCAAUAGUGACUGUAAACCGAGUAAAAAUAGUACAUUGACUCAGUCUGAUGAUGAUGCAUUUAUGUCGUUCUUUAAUCGGUUGUUCGUGCCAAGUGUGGAAAGGAAGCGGCCCAUGCCGCAGUAUCCUAGUACUAACACCAAGGUAAAUCCGUGGCUCGAGGAUGUUGGCCUGAAUAAGGAGUUAGAAAUGGAAUACACUAUGGAAUCGAAGCAGUUAGGUGACGUUCUGAAUGAAAAUAAUCGCCUCACCUCAAAAAUUGAACAGUCAGAAAUGGUGCGGUUACAAUUAGAUGAAUUUCUGGAAGAUGUUAUGAAAGUAGGUCAAGGUAACCUAUGCGAGGAGCAUGGCAGCCAGGAAAAGACCUACUCUGAACUUUUAGACAUGCUCAAUCCAAGUCGGGUUGAUACGAAAGAGUCAUACUGGACAGACAUGACAAAGGCCAUGGAGAUUGAGGGCGAUCUGCUCACUCAGGCUGACCAGUCAAUGACAAUUGUUAUGAGCAAUAAGCACAAGGAGUCAGACCAGGAUAUGAUGGGGUCCAAGUCAUCUUCAUCUGGCUCGCAGAAUCAGUCAUCGAAUUCAUCGAAUAAACUCUUAGCUGUCCCUCAUGAGAAACGUUCUGUUUGUUCGAAAUCGACUAACGAUAGCGGUCUGGGCAGCAGUAUGAUCAGCUCCAGUAAAGAUUCUGCCUCUGCCAGUGGCCAUGACAAGGAGAGUUCGUGUAGCUUCAAGCGCUCUGAUGAAGAGUCCUCCGACACUGGGCGAGGUAAAGAUAGCACACAGACUAGCAGUAAGGGCAGUGAUGGUGAUGGCGAUGCCAGCAUGCAUUGUGCUUGAACAAUCAAAUCGACUGAAAGACCAUCAGCGUUUUUUGUGACCAGCAAACUUUGCGUAAAAUAAAAGACUGCAAAAAACAAACUUGACUAAAAUAACACUCUUAAAGUGGUCUCAAAACACUAUCAAAACACUCUAUCAAAGAUGCAAUUGCACAAAAAUGUGACCUACGAUAGCCAUUCAGUAUGCUCAGUUAAAAACUGUCAUUAGCAUUUUACUUGUGUCACAUGCAUUCGCUAACCUUUGUGUGUCAAAUUGCACUCAGAAAUAGUCUGGACAUCUGCUCGGUUGUAUAAAGAUCACUGACAUUUGGAAAAAAUUAUCUAUAAAAUGUUGCGACAGUGUGUAUUGUAGUAUUUCAAACACAUAUCAGUGGAACCUCUGUUAACAUACACCUCUCUAUGAGCAAUACUGCAUUUUGCCACAAAUUGGUAAUCGUCAUUUAACUUGACCUCUGCAUUAUCAGGUGUCCUCUCAAUUAAGGACAACAGUUGUCAGUCCCAAGGGUGUCAUUGAUAGAACAGUUCUACUGCAAUAGAUAUGUGCUUGUAAUAAUAUGAGGAUUGAUAUGUAGUAUAUCAGCGCUAUUUCACCUUCACAGAAAUAGUUCUGAUGCUCGUAUGUUUUGACGAGAAUUGUCAUUUGACGGAGCGAAUCACUUUAUUGUAUGGUACGUGUAUGUGCGAUUGUAUUCAUUCGUUAAAAAUCGCUCGCGGUACAAAAAAGAUGGAACAGUAUGCCGCAGCUAUUACUGGACUGUCAUGUCUGGUAUGUUGGUUGUUAAACUUCUACGUUCUGCACUGUUUAAGAAUGAAUUGUGCGAGGUGAUGAUGGCUUGUUGUACCACUUCUGUUCAGUUCCUUUACAGAGAGGCCACUGUACCAAAUUUUCGCAGGCGUUUCAUUUUGGCUGAUUAAAAUAUUGAUUCACAAAAAUGAAUAUUUUAACUGAACAUUUAAUAUUGUUGCCUUUGAUCUUCAGAUGCUGUUGUUACAAAUGGUUUGGUGCCGAACGAAAUUGAAGCACUGCGUACUUUAACUGCAUCAGUCGCACUUUGGGGGAAAUUGAAUUAAGACCAUGUCCUCAUCAAGUAUGACAUGGGCAGUAUCUGUGGAAUGUUACAAUACAAAGUCAGAAUAUUUGAAGUAAAACUGGACACGGUAACUGUAAUUUAAAGCCAUG
Messenger RNA from Lineus longissimus, 5421 nucleotides. RefSeq lists its product as uncharacterized. Lineage: Eukaryota; Metazoa; Nemertea; Pilidiophora; Heteronemertea; Lineidae. Gene Ontology annotation, biological process: entrainment of circadian clock by photoperiod; negative regulation of transcription by RNA polymerase II; circadian regulation of gene expression. The transcript is spliced from 20 exons. Gene Ontology annotation, molecular function: protein dimerization activity; transcription corepressor binding; transcription cis-regulatory region binding. Gene Ontology annotation, cellular component: cytoplasm; nucleus. The record is from RefSeq and is a predicted model, not a curated record. The coding region runs from base 82 to 4242 and encodes 1386 amino acids.